Molecule: messenger RNA, 3213 nt
Organism: Labrus bergylta (ballan wrasse)
Lineage: Eukaryota; Metazoa; Chordata; Actinopteri; Labriformes; Labridae
Gene: fancb
Product: FA complementation group B
Biological process (GO): interstrand cross-link repair; replication-born double-strand break repair via sister chromatid exchange; positive regulation of double-strand break repair via homologous recombination
Cellular component (GO): Fanconi anaemia nuclear complex
Source: RefSeq, a predicted model, not a curated record
UGGCGCGUACAACAGUCAAUAAGAAACGUAGGAAACGGAUGUAUUUCUUUAUAUUUCGCUCUCUAUCAGCUUAGCAACAAUUGUACUAUUUAUAUACCCGUUUGAGACGUCUGACCUGAAAGUAACGGCUCUGUACUUAGCAAUAUCCUUUUCUCGAGCUGCCAAUAAGGAGGGAUCGAAUCUGGUAGGAACCCGAAGUUUCUUUAGUGCCAAAUGGAGAUGCUGCUGGGAGAUUUUUAUCGAAAUCCCAAUCGACUUUCCCACUAUGGAAAGAUAAUCUUGUUUAACUGUAAACAAGCGUCAGCCGCAAAUGAAGACAGAGGCGAGUUGUUAUUCUGCUGCCUUUCAUUUGAACGGGAUGUCAACAGGUUCAUGAAGGCAGCUGACGGAGCGGCUGUAAUUAGAGGGAAAACCCCAGCGCAUGUGGAUAUUGUAGGAUGUAAAUGCGUAAUAAAUGUUCGGGAAAGAGUCACAACACCGUGUAUUUUAGUGACGAAGACGAGUAAGAAAGGAGAUAGCUAUCAUUAUAGUCUACUUACAUCAGGCAGCUCAAAUCGCCUGGAGCCCUGCAUUGAGUUUAAACUGCCUUAUCAAAUGAAGGAAAACGUGGCUAUCCUUCAUGGCCCAACAGUGUUGUGGAGUCACGAUGAUGAUGUAUUCUAUACAUCUCCACAGGCUGGAGAAGUGAGGCAGAUACCCAUUAAGUUUUCCCACAGUAUUUUUGGAGAGCUCCCCCUACACAAAGAAAGGGUUUUUAUUCUCGGACAGCAAAACAUUUCAGAAAAGUUAUUGAAUAAUCAGCCUAGAAGCCUAAUCCUGUGCUAUUUUGUAGAGAGCGGACACAUGUUUGAUGGCACUAUGGUUUUGCCUCACCCAUACAUGUGCAUCACACAGUGCAUCCUGGUGCUGUCAGCUGCAAAAGAGGAAAAUGUGUUGAAAUCUGAUGUGGUCGCAGCAACUUCUAAUAAGCAGCUGGUUUAUUUUGAGAAUGGUAUUGUGAAAGAGACAUGCCAACUUCCCUUUGAUCAACCAGAAAAUAUCCAGGUGGUCAACACGGGAAGAUGUGGCUUCCUGUUUGUUGUAUACUUUCAUCAGGGACACGUAUGCACUGUAUGGAGGGAGACAUUUAAGAUAGCCUCACAUUGGUCUGGUGUCGGCUCUGUCCACGUGGAUGACUUUGUGGGAUGUGGAACGGAUCAGAUGCUGUUGGUUUUUAAAGACCAAGGCAUAUCAGGACACCCGUUGGAAAAUUUCCUCCUCACUGACCUUUGUGGCAUCUCAUUUGCUAAUAACCAGGAAAACAGAGCACUGAGGACAACUCCUCCACCAGAAAACCAUCUCCUCACUCUUCAAGCUUUAGAGUCUAGAUUACAGAGUGGAUUGACAGUGCUGCAGAAGCUUCAAAGAGAAGACAGCGUGAAGGAGAGGGUGCUGCAGCAGUCGCUCCGAGUCCUCACUGGUGGUGUUGCAGAAGGAGAACCUGUAGUCACAACACCUGAGCAGGAAGGCCUUGUUGCUCUGUGGGACUGUGACGAUGAGCCUAAGGAUGAAGGCUUGGAUGACAAGAAACGAGACACGCCAGCAGUGUCUUCAAAACCUCAAGUUGACAAGCUGUGGCAUCGCAUCGCUGAGGAUCGACUGGUUGUGGGAGUGAUACUAACCACUGACAGCUCUGUACCAUUGGCCAGUAUGAGCUUAUCCGUCCUGACAGAGACAGACCAGAGCUCAGCGCCUGCAGUCAUCAAGACCCAGAGCCAAGUCUUCUGGCUCCCUUCUCCCAGCUCUUCAUCCUCCUCCUCUUCUGUCUCCACGUUCCCAGAGCCUGCAGCAAAAAAAAGCAGGCAGCACAGUUCCAACAGAUCCAAUGAUCUCAACACUUGCAGACUGGCUGUGACUGCUGUGACCACACUGACACCUUUGUUGAACUCUGGCUGUGUCAAGUGUCGCGUCAUGCUCCAUUACGUCCAGAGACGAGAUGCUUUUGCCCUUGUGAGCAACCAAACACCGUCUGUCCUGCAUUGUGGUGAUGUUGCUUUGAGCGUAUGCAAUGAUUUUCAAACACGAUUGUUGCAAAAUCCUGAACUCAAAACGGAUGAGGUUCUGGAGGACUCGCUGAGUCUGAUGGCAGUGCUGGAUCGCUGGGUCUUCGACAUAGACUCUCUAGAUUACAGCCUAAGUGAUAUUGAAGGCUGGAUUCAGAGGAGAGAGGAUUGUAAAAGGAUAGAGGUGAACCCUCAAUAUCUACUGUUGAAUUCUGCAGUAACAUGUUCUCCCAUGCUGCUGCACUGGCAUCAGAUAACCCCUUUCCAAGGGGAGCUGUCUGUCCACUCCAGUCAGUUACAGAUGCUCCAGUUCUUGGACUCCCUCUUGGCUUACCUCCCUGACUCUUGCUCAGUCCAGCCCGUCAAAGGAACAAGAGGACAAGAAGCAGCUCAGAUAUUUUCCUUGGCCCUGGAAAAAGAAGUGAUGUCUCUCAGAGAGAGUGUGUCAUCACUACUUUGUGAAGAGGAGGAGAAGAAGAGCUUUGGAAAGGAGGACAGCCCUGAUCCAGGUUCUUUAGGGGGGUUACAGAAGGUCAGAGAGAUGUGGCAGGAGGACAUGGAGAGGAGCAGGAUGAGGUUGAGCCCCCUGGUGGACAUGGAGAGGUAUCAUAGGCUAACACAAAACAUGUUUAAAGUCUUGCUUGAUGUAGAUUUGGCAACUCUUCGAGACACUCAGAGGACUUUGUUCAGCUAAUGUGCUGCAGAUGUGCUGCAGAUGUUCUUAAUAAUCCCAAAGUGAAUUCUGUUUGUGAACACAAACUGUAAUCAUAAUGUAUGCUGUGUGCCUUUUAACUGUACCGAGAGCUGCCCCUGUUGCGAGCUUUGUUAUGUCUGUUCAGCUCUGUGUGUGCCUACUCUACCAGACAGUCUCUUGGGGUAUCACAGCCUUAAUGAUACUAGCGUGAUACAGCUCACCCCUCAGUUUAUUCUUCUGUUUAUGUCCCGUUAGACCCUCUGUGUUCAAAAACACUCUUUAAUCUCUUCUGCUGCUGUUUGCAAUUCAGCAGGAGACAUGCUUUCAUCCUGGAGUUUGUGCUCUGAAUGACGACAGCAGAUGAUGGUAGAGCAAGGGGUUAUACAUCCGUGUGGCUGGCAUUGACUGAAAGCUUUUUUCCCCCUCAUGGUUAAUUUAUUUGUGGUUGAAAUGAUGUAAAUAAAAACAGUCCUUCGA